This is a messenger RNA of Neocloeon triangulifer, 542 nucleotides long. RefSeq lists its product as uncharacterized. NCBI's taxonomy places the organism in Eukaryota, Metazoa, Arthropoda, Insecta, Ephemeroptera, Baetidae. The coding region runs from base 93 to 431 and encodes 112 amino acids. The record is from RefSeq and is a predicted model, not a curated record. The transcript is spliced from 4 exons.
AUUAAGGGCUUCAAUUCCUGAUAAUGCGCGUCGUUAGAACACGUUGGUCAUUCACAAAUUGAGAGUCACGCGAUUAGACAGGAAUUAAGAAGAUGCUCCGAUUUUCAUUGCUCUUUUUCAUCUUGAUGACCGUCCUGGCCAACGACCCCCAACAAAUCUACCAACCAACCGAGGGUCUGAUAAAAUUGAGAAAUCAAGGCUAUGAGACGAACCAGGAGUUUGAUUUGGAAGAACUCGCUGACAAAUACAACAAACAGAGUUUGAACGUGUUCCUGGACGAGAGUGCAACAAUUGACAUAAAACCCAUUGUGCCAAUGGUAGUUCAGUUUCCCGCCAUUCCCGAUAUUCUUGGCCGACCAGCUAUUAACUGCAGAGACGAAAAUAGAAGUGCCAAGUGGAAACCUAACUCGGCGCAUUUAUCGCUGGCCUGAAGUCCAAUUUACAAACUUACUCUGAAAAAUAAUUUUUUUUAAAUAUCAGUAGCAUCACCUUCUCUCAAAGUUUAAUUGGACGUAUAAGAGUCAAUAUAAAUGUUGUGAAAG